CAAAUCUGGCUAUAUGCUGAAACCUCCGCCGAGUAUCCAAUAAUGAAUGCGUCGGUGCGGACAAUCAGCAGGGAAGGAAGUCUAAGACCGUAAAGCCUCAACGACUGCACGCCAGACAUCCCAUAUAUAUAAGAUGGGAUGAUGAUACAGUCUGAACUUCCAGGCGACUGGAAGCUCAAGCGUUUCGCUUGGGAUCUAAUCAAUACUUCGUGCCUCCAGGCUCAGGCUUGAUUUAUCAAAGUGUAGGUACUUGACCUAUCAAUUUUCAUUUCCAAGCGGGAUUAGAUUAACACAAUUGCCUAAAGAGUAACGGAGACGCGCGAAGGGGGUUCGUAGAUGUUUGGGAGGAUAUGGUGGAGGUUCCGCCGGAGCCGCAGGUCGGCGCUGUCUCUGAGGAGGUGUAUGACAUCGACAUGGCGAUCCUCGAGGAGGUGGAGGCAGAGAUGCGCAGUUGGAGCAAGGAGGGGGGGGAUCAUGGUAGUGCGCGACUAUUGCAGGGGCGGAACUACGAGGACGAGGACGCCGAGGACGUCAUUUACGAGCUGAAUGACGUCUUGGAGAGGAAGGGCAUGAUUGAGGAGAUUGCGACAGCAGGGAAGGGGAAGGAGGUAGUGCGUGACGACCCUCUAAUCUCUCGUGUGUGGGACAGGUGGUGGGGCCUUGACAUUGUAAAUGACCUGGAUGGCUACCUGCACGACUCCAGACACACCCUUCAUAUGAUGAAGGACAUUCAUGAGUGUCGCAUACCGGAUGAGGGGAGUGCAGGGGUUCAGCGACUAUCGUGUGGAUACGGGCUUUACUACGACCACCUUCGACGGUGAGGCAGGCUCUAGUGCAGCUACCACAGAGGUGUUGAGCGGGGGUAUUGGGGGUGGCUGAGGUAGCCAGACGUGGCCCUCCCUUCUACAGAUUUCAAGGGCAGAGAAAACAAAUUAGGGCCCCGUAU
Molecule: messenger RNA, 946 nt
Organism: Chara braunii
Lineage: Eukaryota; Viridiplantae; Streptophyta; Charophyceae; Charales; Characeae
Source: the annotation of a GenBank genome assembly